This is a messenger RNA of Chroicocephalus ridibundus (black-headed gull), 2566 nucleotides long. RefSeq names its product alcohol dehydrogenase 1-like. The record is from RefSeq and is a predicted model, not a curated record. Lineage: Eukaryota; Metazoa; Chordata; Aves; Charadriiformes; Laridae. Gene Ontology annotation, cellular component: cytosol. Gene Ontology annotation, molecular function: all-trans-retinol dehydrogenase (NAD+) activity; zinc ion binding. The coding region runs from base 152 to 1465 and encodes 437 amino acids. Gene Ontology annotation, biological process: retinoic acid metabolic process; retinol metabolic process. The transcript has 7 exons.
GCCAGGACUCCCUCCCUGCAGCUGCGGCCAAAGGGUGACCAGGAGCUCCGGCUCCACGGCUGGGACAUUUCGCAACACGGGGCUUCGGCCGGACGGGCAGCAGCUUCCCUCGAGCCUGCUGCAGCGACAGCAAUGGCUCUGCUGAGACCACAUGGCCACUGCUGGAAAAGUUAUCAGAUGCAGAGCUGCUGCUGUCUGGGCCGUGGGCAAGCCACUCUCUGUUGAGGAGGUGGAGGUUGCACCUCCAAAAGCAGGUGAAGUCUGUGUCAAGGUAAAAACGCGUUUCCAUAUGUUUUUUCUCCCUUCUGGGAAUUAUUCUUCUUGUGGCUAUACCUUGAAUAUACCUGACAGGGAUCUGUGUCCACUAACAGGCCUUAACUGUUCAGAGGCGCCCUGUGAAAAAUCCUUCCACAAACUGAGUUCAACAGAGGCCAGACCAUUUCUAAAUCUCAUCUGCUCUUUCCUCUCCAAACAGAUUGUGGCCACGGGCACCUGUCACACAGAUGAACACAUUUUGGAAGGUAUCUUUCCUAAUGUGGAUUUCCCAGUUAUCCCAGGCCAUGAAGGAGCUGGGAUUGUGGAAAGUGUUGGAGAAGGAGUGACCUCGGUGAAACCGGGUGACAAAGUCAUCCCCAUUUCCCUUCCUCAUUGCGGGGAAUGCAGCUUCUGCCUGAAUCCCGAAUCCAACUACUGCCUGAAGUCCCACUUCUCCAAAUCACAAAGCCUUCUGCCUGACACGACCAGCUGGUUCACUUGCAAAGGGAAACAGAUUCACCACUUCCUCUGGGUCAGCACCUUUGCAGAAUACACCGUGAUCCUGGAGUAUGCUGUUGCCAAAAUAGAUGCUGCUGCACCUCUGGACAAAGUCUGCUUGCUUGCUUGCAGGUUCUCCACACGCUGUGGGGCUGCCAUCAACACCGCCAAGGUAAAACCAGGCUCCACCUGCGCUGUCUUCGGCCUCGGAGGAGUUGGCCUCUCUGUUGUCAUGGGCUGCAAGGCAGCUGGAGCUUCCCGCAUCAUUGCCAUUGAUAUCAACAAGGACAAGUUUGCCAAGGCCAAGGAGCUGGGAGAUACCCACUACAUCAGUCCUCAUGACUUCAAGAAGCCCAUGCAGGAGGUGCUCACUGAGAUGACCGGCCAUGGCAUGGACUACUCCUUUGAGGUCAUCGGGCAUGCGGAUACCAUGACUGCUGCCCUGGCCUCCUGCAAUAUGAACACUGGCAUCUGCAUCAUGGUUGGGGAACCAGCUCCUGGUUCAGUGAUUUGCUUCGAUCCUAUGCUUGUGCUGUCUGGGCGCACAUGGAAGGGGACUCUGCUCGGACGUUGGAAUAUGAGAGAUUGUAUCCCCAAAUUAGUUGCCAGCUACUUGGAGAAGAAAUUCAACUCAGACGUGCUGAUCACACGCGCGCUGCCGAUUGCUAAAGUGAACAAGGGGUUUGAGUUGUUACAUGCAGGAAAAAGGUGAGACCCUGACCAGCAGGAGGGAGCUACAGCAGACGCCACCUCCACCGAAAAUUCAAACCAUCCAAACACUCCGGCAGGCAGGCAGAGCAUGCAAUACUGCCUUCUCAAAAAGCACCCAAGCCUUUGGAGGAAGCAGGGAUCAGGGAUGUACGUUGGGAGGAUCUGCCAUAUCUCAGAGGGAAGAGCCCACGCUCAGCACGGGGAACCCGCCUGCUCAUGGUUCAGCUCAGCAGAGAGCCCAUGGCCCCGGUCCUGCACUGAAGCCAGCACAGACCCUCAGAGACCACAUCACAGGGCACUGUUUGAGAGCACGGGACAGGCGAAUGGGAGCGAGGAGUAAGGGGCAUCCUUGGCGACAAAGGCAUAAAGGCCAAAGGAAGGAAGAACAUGUCUUACAGCACAGCACAAGAGCUUUGGGGAGGGACAAGGAGCCUUGGUUCCUGAGGGGUUCCCUCAGCAGAGUUUGAAGGCUGCCCCAUUGCUGCAUGGCUCCUGCAGCUGACUUGGGCAGAGGCUGGGUGAGAAAGGAGGCGGCCAGUCCUCAGGCACACCUGCCUGCCCCGCUGCCUGCUCCUCAGCACCCCCAGCCGCAGCACCUCUAACUCCUCCCUUCCUUUCCCUUCCACUUUGCAGUAUUCGCACCAUCCUGCUCUUUUGAAGGACGCAGCCACAGGAGACCAAGCGGAGGGACCGGUGCAGCACACACUCUCCUGGCACAGGCCCUUCUUGCCCAGCACCUCACUUUGUGGGUCGCAAGGAGACGAGAACGAGGAACUUGCCGACACUGGUGCCAUUGCCAGAGUUCCUGAACCUGGCCAAGACCCAGAAGGAUGCCUCUUUCCAAGAAAAUACUUUUACCAAUAAAGGGGUUUGUUCAAACUAAUCCUAUGCAGUGCACUCCAUCAACAGAGGUCCGUUUGGGCAGGAGGAGCUCUUCCCUGUACCGCAGGCCCUUCCAUCACACCCCUUGAUUCAGCGGCAAGCAACUGCCUUUGUCCCUUCCACAGCUGCUGCUUCUCACCUUCACCCACCUUACACACUUAUGCCCACACGUCUCUGCCCCCAUCUCAGCUGGUUGAAUGCUGCAACCUCAACUACAGCA